Molecule: messenger RNA, 1640 nt
Organism: Rhodofomes roseus
Lineage: Eukaryota; Fungi; Basidiomycota; Agaricomycetes; Polyporales; Fomitopsidaceae
Exons: 3
Coding region: 306-1415 (369 amino acids)
Source: RefSeq, a predicted model, not a curated record
CCAGGCGGAAUUGGCCAUGAAAGUUUCAACCGUCGUCACUUCCGGGCGUGCCGCCCACCGUUUGGACAAGUCCGACACCAUCAGCGGACAUGACCCCGCUUGUCUCGCGCUCUCACAUAUGGUAUUUCGCCGUAUACUUUAGUCGGGCGGAGGCAAAUCUAGCCUGUGUUUUCCGGCCCCUGUCGGCCACACAUCGUCCUUGCAGCUCUGUUAUAUCCAUUUUGCGCCCGUCUUCCCCUGUCUGCACCUGAGCUCCCUUCACCACCCAGUACGCCUCUGCGCCCUACCUCACUCGCUUGAGAAACAUGCCUGUUGUACCACCGGAGCUCUGCGACUACGUUAUUGACUAUCUCCACAAUGACAGGAAGUCCCUAACAGCCUGCAGCCUCACUUGCCGCGAAUGGGUGCCGACGUCCCGUCAUCACCUCUACUGCGAAGUCCUCCUACACAAACCUCAGCUGUUUAUCGCAUUCAAGCGGCUGCUACAGGCGCAUCCCGUCUUAGGUUGCUAUGUCCGCGUCCUCAAAAUAUCCAGGCUGGAGAAGGCUAGCAGCGCAGACCUCGCGCAGAUUGAGGAGGUCCUUCCCAUCCUUCUCCGUUACCUCCCCAACCUGGGGUCUCUCGGAGGGUCCCUGCUCUCAACGUCCGCAAGCAUCCUGCGCAGCGUACCCGAAGAAACGCCCGUGACGGAGCUCUUCCUUCAAUAUUGCGACUUCCCUGCGCUCGAAGACUUCGCGCGGCUGUUCUACUCGUGUCCGAGGCUGCGGAGCCUCGCACUCUGCGGUGUGUCUUGGGCAUCUACGACCUGUGAUGUCCUGCCGCGCGCUCUCGAUGCGCCUGGGCUGCGAAGAUUGGUCCUAGGCAGGGACGUCGACUAUGCCUCUGUCAUUGGCCUACUGCUUCGGGGUGGCCAUCAUCGCAGCAUUCACAGCCUGUCGGUCACCCUGACGUCCGAGGCUGAUGCAUACGCUCUCAGCGUCUUGCUGGAGAACAUCGGAGAGUCGCUGACCGAGCUCGACAUCGAAUGGCACCCGAUGCGUCCUGGGUCGAACGUCGUCUUCUUGCCUAGCUCGCUCAGGAUCCCCUCGACCGUCACGGUCGAGAGGCUGACCAUCCGCAGUGCGAUCUCGCACGCGUACUCCACGCCUUGGGUUACCAGCCUCCUGUCCGCGGUCGAUCCCGCCCGCCUGCGCACGUUCGCGUUGGAGAUCCGUCUGCUCGGGGAGCUCGACGCGCUUGACUGGAAGACCAUCGAGAGCAUCCUGGUGCCGGAGCAGUUUCGUAGCCUACGUGAGGUCGCGGUCAAGGUCAACAUCUGGUCUGGGGUUCACAUGGACCAACUGUCGGUCCGAAACCUAAUACGUCAUUACCUACCUCGAUUGCACUCGAAGGGGAUGCUUCGCUUCGCCUCUUAAGCCGUGUAGAUACUUACGCAAAGUUUGGGUGUGCAAAAGAUCCUCGCCGCAUAGACACUACGAUACUGUUGAUUCUAGUUCGAUAUCUUAUUGCUUACUCACUCUCAACUACUUGCUCUUUGAUGGACGCGUCGUGAAUCUCUGGGCUACAUUCGAUUAUAUUCGUUUGCACUGAACGAUGCAUAACGCGGGGGUAUGUGAUGAGGGUAACAUACUAGCAAGGAC